AUUUGCAUUGGUAAUACUUUCUGGGACACACAAACAUCCAGAAAAAUACAAAAAAUCUCAAAUUUAGUCAUAAAUAAACGCGAUUUAUUUAUCUAAACACACGAGAAAAAUCAACAUUAGAAGCAAAACAAAAAAAACAGGAAAUUAAUCCAGUGAUAAAAUUAGUCAACAAAACAUCGUCAAAAAUGCACAUAAACAAUCCGGAUGCACUACGGAAUUGGCUGACGGUCAUUCUUGAGCCAUUAUGUGAUGCGGAUCCAGCAGCAUUAGCGCGAUACGUGUUGGCAUUAUUGAAGAAGGAGAAACCCGCGAAAGAACUAAAGCAAUGCAUGCAGGAGCAGUUAGACGUCUUCUUGGGCCAAGAAACGUCUCCGUUCCUCGAGCGCCUUUUCGACGCGAUCAAGAGCGAGGAAUAUUUGACGCAUGCCGCCUCAUCUUCCGUCGACGGUGUCGAUGUCGAAACGCUUUCCAUACCCACGGGUUCGACGGAUGCCUUGCUCGCGAGUAGCCAAUCGAAGAGCGAACGCGAAUGCACGCCACCCCUAAGUGACAAUAAAACCAAAGAAUUUGACAGCCUUUCGUUGUCGCCGUUAUCCUCAAUUCAAAGUACAAGCGGAGGCGGUGCGAGUCAAUCGACGGUAACGUCGGCAACGACGACGCCCCAUACGACGCAUCAUCACACGCGAAACGGAAGUCCCUCAAAGAUCAAGGAAGAAAGCCAUAGCAGCAGUAACAGUUCCCGCGACAUCGGCAGGAGGCGAAAUCGAUCUCGUUCGCGUUCCUUUGAGCGAAGUACGAAACGAAGCAGAUCGAAAGAACGUCGUAAUGUCGAACAUAAUCGGGAGAGGAAUGUUCAUAAGUACAGGAAUAAGUCGCCGCCACAGAAUCAGAGAAGAUUUGAGAGACGAGGCGGGAACAGCGGAGGUAAUUUCCGUCGAAAUCGCAGUCAAAGCGGAUCAAGAAGUCGUUCUGUGUCGCCUGAACGUAAAAAGCCAUCGCGUUCAAUUUCGCCCAAUAUGGCGAUCGAACACGAAAUGCAUCCGAAAAAACGUCAAAGAUGUCGCGAUUUCGACGAAAAAGGUUAUUGCAUGCGAGGCGAAACUUGUCCAUGGGAUCAUGGCGUCGAUCCUGUCGUACUUGAAGAUAUCAAUAACCCCGCGUUGUUGUCGAUUCAGCAAAAUGCUCCGUUACGAGGAGGUCCCGUGCAUCCCGAAUACAGUCCUUAUGCUCCGGAUUUAUGGAAUCGCGGUAUGCGUCCUAAUGGACCCGGAGGCAUGAAUAAUCCCGGAUUUGGAAGACUUCCUCCCGGAGCGAGACCUCCAACGGGCGCUUUUCCAUUCCCGCUUAAUCCGACGCCCUUGCAACCGCAAAGCCAGCAACAAUUGCAGCAACAACAACAACGCGAACUGAUUCCCGUACCUGUAGUCGAUGGCGGAAAUGCUGGCGGCGCAUCAGGAGAUUUGUUACAAACUGCCCAAUUGCCGCCGCACAUCAAGCGACGCUUCGAACAAGACGAAACUUCGGCGCCGGGCAUGAACGAAGGUCCCAAUAAACGCAAACCCCCGAUCCAAAAUCGUCUCGGACCACGUGUUUCGGCGCAACAAAAUUGCUCGCUCGAGUUACGGAAAAUUCCGCGAGGCCUUAAUGCGAUUUCCCAUCUGAACAAUCAUUUUUCCAAGUUUGGCAAGAUUGUCAACAUGCAAGUUUGUUAUGAUGGCGAUCCCGAAGCUGCGAUUGUAACGUUUUCGACGCAUGCCGAGGCAAAUGUGGCAUAUCGCAGCACGGAAGCUGUCUUGAAUAAUCGUUUUAUUAAAGUUUUUUGGCAUUCGGCGCCUGCUGCGGGCACUGCGAAUGGCGAACAAGGCGCUGCACCGCAAGGAGGAGCUCCCAAACCCGACCCAAGCUCAUUUCGGAAGAAUAAUUAUCCGAAUCAGUAUCACAUUAAUCACAAAACGGGCGUGACAACGACUUCCGCGGAGAAUGUGACGUCAAAUACGACAACUAGUACAACGACGCAAGCUUCAACGACGACAACGGCAUCGACGGAAACAUCUACGGUUGAUGUUAAGAGUGGUACAAUAACGACAACAACAGCUACGGGUGGCACACAGUCGAUUAGCAACAAGGGAAUGACUCUCGUGAAUACCGCAGCAGGUGCGACGCCGCCUGUUGUUGCUCCCGUAAGGAUACCAAAUCCGAAAUUGAAGCGCGAAGUUGCCCAAUUGGCACGGAAACAGAAGGAAAAUGCCGUGCAAGUCGCCUGCGGACUCAUGAAGAAGAAACAAACGUUGCUCGAGGGCUAUUUGAAGCAAAUGCAAUCGACAGUUGGCUUGCUUGAGCGCUCCGAUGUCACGGACGAGCAAAAGAAAACGUAUAUUGCCACGAUCAAAGAGCUGGAUGCGAAAAUUGUCGCGCUGCGAAAAGAAAUUGCUGCUGAGCAGCAACGACUUGCCGCCGUUCAACCACCGAUCCAGGUUAGAAAGACAAAAGAGCAGAAGCAAAAAGAGCUGCUUGAUGUCGAGUUAGAUUUAAUAACACAAGAACAUGAUGGAAAUGACACGACAGCAAUUCAAAGGAAGUUGAAGGAGUUGCAAAAGUCGAUUCAUACGGCAAAGUCCCGCAUUCGUUCGGGACCCCCGAAAAUCGCGCCGCCUGGAUCGACAAGCGUAGAUCGCCGUCCCACGACAAUUUGCGUCACUGGUUUCGAAUUGGAUGAGAGCGACAUUAUUUUGGGUCAUUUUAAGCACUUUGGAGAGAUUACGAAAAACGAGUUAGACAAAUCUGUGCCAUCCCUCACCAUAUCUUAUGCAACACGCUUGAAUGCCGAGCAAGCAAUGCAACGCGGACGCUUCUUCAAGGAGAAACAAAUGCAACUUUCAUGGGUCACGACAAACGGAGCACUUUCUACGAAGCAACAAGCUGCAGUUGUCGCCGCCUCGGAGCCCAAUAACGUCGUCGAGCAGCAACAAGAGCAACAAGUGAUGGUAACUUCCGUUGGCAUCGACGACGACGAAGACGAACAAGAGGAAGAACGUUCCUGGCGUCGUUAGAAAAUACUUUUUCUUUUUUGUUUCUCCCAUUUUUACACGGAAAAUUACACACGUUGAUGAAAUGAUUAGUUUUUGAUUGGAUAAGAAAACACACAUGAAAAAAAAAUUUAAAAAAAUGGAUUGUUAUUAAUAUAUUAUUAAAAUUGUUUGUAAUUGAUUUAAUAAUUUUAAGUCUUUAAAAAAGAAAAAAAAAGCAAGAUACAAAAAAAAGAGAAAAACAAAACACAAGAAGAUAAAAAAAUCAGAGAUCUUCUAAAAAUAAAAUUAAAAAAUAUAAAAAAAAAAUCGCAGAUUUUGAGAUACAGAAAAAAAAGAAACUUAAAUAAGCAAAAAAUCACUUUGAAAUAAAAAUAACGAUGAAGAAUUAAUUUUAUUAAUUAAUUAA
This is a messenger RNA of Culicoides brevitarsis, 3435 nucleotides long. RefSeq names its product zinc finger protein swm (gene swm). Gene Ontology annotation, cellular component: nucleus. The record is from RefSeq and is a predicted model, not a curated record. Bases 186 to 3050 code for a protein of 954 amino acids. Gene Ontology annotation, molecular function: metal ion binding; RNA binding. The transcript is spliced from 5 exons. Lineage: Eukaryota; Metazoa; Arthropoda; Insecta; Diptera; Ceratopogonidae. Gene Ontology annotation, biological process: mRNA processing.